GCUCUGUUGCUGUUGAGCCAGGCAGCACAGCUCCUCCUUGCAUUCCUCCUCGACAUUUAGACGUGUCUUGCACCAAAAUGGAUACCCUGUCAUCUUAUCCUUUAAAAAGUUCGGUUCCAAAAGCAAGAAUGUUUCUUGUUUUAUUUACGAUGACGAUAUGCACGGCGGGUUUAUUUUUAUUGCAGAACAAACUUUUCAAACCCCGAAAAAAUAAAGAUUUUUACUCUUUAGAAGUACGGGAUCUGAGAGGAAGAACCGUUUCUUUGGAGAAGUACAGAGGAAAAGCAUCACUAGUUGUAAACGUGGCGAGUCACUGCGAACACACGGAGCGGAACUACAAAGCCCUUCAAGAAAUACACCGAGAGCUGGGGACCUCUCACUUCAACGUCCUGGCCUUUCCCUGCGGUCAGUUUGGAGACACCGAGCCCGGGUCAAACCGGGAUAUCGAAGCUUUUGCAAAAGCAAAUUACGGCGUCACUUUCCCCAUUUUCGGCAAGAUUAAGAUAAUGGGUUCAGAAGCUGACCCUGCUUUCAAAUACAUUACAGACUCGGUACAAAAGCUUCCAAAGUGGAACUUCUGGAAGUUUCUCAUUAACCCGGAUGGACAUGUGGUGAAGUACUGGAAGCCUGAAGAACCCAUAGAGAACAUCAAACAAGAGGCUGCAGCUUUAGUGAGAGAGAUCAUCCUGAAGAAGAGGGUAGAGCUUUAAAGGUUUAACACGGCAUCCAAAGAAGAACUUUGUGUGCCUUAUUCACUGCAUCGCAGAAGGCCUUUUCCUUCACUCUGUUUGCCAAGAUGAGUUGUACAUUUCAUUUUUUAAUCGAGACGCAUAUGGAAAUGUUUUGUGGCAUAUGGAAUAUUUCCGAAAGCAACAUAUGUACAUUCUCACAAACGAUUCUUUGGAUAUCUGGUCCAGGUUAUCUCUGUUCACAAUUCUGACCAGUUGUGGUGGCCCACCUUGUGCUUAUACCUGAAAUGAAAUGUUUUCAAUAGAAAGUGUUAAUUUACACUUUGGAAAUGUGAGUUAAGAAUUCAGUGGAGAGUGUGUCUCAUGUGUGGUUGUGUGACUUGUGUGGUUGUGUGAGAAAUUACAGGUAAACUGAAGAUGUGCUUGGGAUCACAGUGACCAAAGUAGUCUUUUUCUAUAAAAUUGUAAAAAGUGUCAUUACUGAGAUAUUUUCAUUGUUCUGCAAACCACUGUGUUAAUUAUAAAUGCCAUUUUUGUAUUUGCAGUUUUGCUAAAUUGUACAUUUUAAGUAGAGUUAAAAUAUAGGUGUGAACUAAGAUUCCAAUGAUGUGUGUUAUUGGUGGGAUUGAAAGUGAUUGAUUUUUAUUUACUAGAGAUUUGUUCCUCCUUGUUAUUAAAAGUGAAAGAAAAGGUUAUACUGUAAUUUGACCAGUAUAGUUCGAUUGAAAUCUUUUAAGGCUCAUCAAAAAGUCUGAUGUUUUAUUUGGUUCUAUAAAAUGUGGUUAAUUCAUUUUUGGGGAAGAAACCAAAGGAUUCAUGUUUAAUGUUUUGCAUUGUUAAGUUAUGUAGCAAUUCUAAUUUGAAAGCCAAUUAAGCCUUUCACUUAAUGAAAUAUGUAUCAAUACUUUGAACAACACUUAUGUUUGGGUUAUUCAUAAGAUGUAGAUAUUGUUGGGUAAAUCAGGGCAGAUUUAAUUUCUUUGGUAUUAAAAUGUGGAGCUCUAAAACAUGCUUCAUUGUGCCCCUCAGGGACAUGAAUGGAGGGCCUUGUAACAGUAAAUACAACUAAGAGAAUCGCUGUAAAGAGUGAUUUAUACAUGAAAUUAUAGUUGAUAAGCAGUUAUGCACUGCAGUAUUCGGGAACUGUAAAAUUUCAGGUAAAUUGAGUGUUAAAAUUAGAACUCAAGUCACUCUUACAGUUUUUGUCACCUUUAACAAAAGGAGACUGCUGACAUUAUCAUAGUUAUCAAUUUGUGUUGGUGAUGAAACUCUGUGCUUACUGUUAAGGUUUUGCAGUUUUUGGAUUAAUUGGACAGAUGAAGGAAAAAUCAUUGGGAUUUUUUGUUUUAUCACACUAGAUUGAAUUUAUACAUGAUAGGCUUCAGGAAACCCAAAUAUAUUAUUAUGUGAAAAAAAAAACAUUUCAAGUACUAAAGGGGUGUAAACUACUUCUAGUGAAAAUGCAGCUACUUAUGUUUUUAUAUAGCAAGACUGGAGAGAUAAAGAGAGCUAUUCGUUAACAGAUAACAUCUGCAUUGAGUAAAACCAAAGACUGUAGGGCAUUUACCUCUUUGGUUAUUUUGCUGGAGUACAUUGUAAUGUCUAUUAUUAAAGUGUCAAACACUUUACCUGUUGCUAAAAUUGUUCCCCAAUUGAUUAAUUAAAAUUCCAGAGGAUAUGAAUUGAAACAAAAACAAUAAUAAUUGUUUUGCUCAUUGUAUUUUUCAAUACAUAUAAUCCAUGGAGACCAUUAGAAAAUAGUACUGUUAGGAGCACUCUAUUGUUACCUAUUAAAUAUAAUUCCACUA
Molecule: messenger RNA, 2497 nt
Organism: Lepisosteus oculatus (spotted gar)
Lineage: Eukaryota; Metazoa; Chordata; Actinopteri; Semionotiformes; Lepisosteidae
Gene: gpx8
Product: glutathione peroxidase 8 (putative)
Biological process (GO): response to oxidative stress
Molecular function (GO): glutathione peroxidase activity
Source: RefSeq, a predicted model, not a curated record